Molecule: messenger RNA, 420 nt
Organism: Penicillium samsonianum
Lineage: Eukaryota; Fungi; Ascomycota; Eurotiomycetes; Eurotiales; Aspergillaceae
Product: methyltransferase
Exons: 2
Coding region: 1-420 (139 amino acids)
Source: RefSeq, a predicted model, not a curated record
AUGCACUUCCUUCGGGCCUCGAAUUACGAUAGUCGGCCAAAGACCGACAAAUUCAUCAUUCCCCCAGCACAUGCCGUCCAUGUCGACUACAGUUAUAACGACGCCCCGGAGUACAUACGCACCUUGCCAGAGCGACCUCCAGACUGGGAACGUCUCUCUCGAUUCCGAUGGGCAAUCUUCAGCUGCUGGCGACCGGUGAAAAAAGUGACCCGUGAUGCACUUUGCCUUGGAGACAAGAGGACUAUCCCAGACAGGGACUUGAUAGAUGGCAGUACUGAUAUGCCCGUGAAUGGUCGGCAAAGGAGGACGGUAAGACUGAUGGAAGAGCGAGGUGUUCACCGCAUUCGUGAGUUCAUCUGGUCUCGAUCUGCAAAGUCGAUGCUGACGGGUCUGUUGCAGGGCAUUCAAUACGGCCAGUGA